AUACUAUCAGUGUAUUAUUGUGGUGGAGCUUUUCAAGGAUUCACACAAAUAAGCCUCUGUGCUCUACUUACAUCAGGCCUGACUCUCUCCCACGCAGAAGCAGGAUGCGUUUGGUGUGUGCUUUGGGUCUCUUUAUGACCCUGCUACAUCUGUCUACCUCUCUGCUGCUGGGAGCCUUCAACAUCAAGUCAUUUGGAGACAAGAAAGCGUCCAACACCACUCUGAUGAACAUCAUCAGCACGAUUGUCCACCGCUAUGACAUCAUUCUGAUCCAGGAAGUCAGAGAUGGCGAUCUGUCAGCGACCAACAAACUCAUGGAGCAUGUCAACAAAGGUUCCCCUGAGUUCAGGUACAGACACAUCGUGAGCGAGCCUCUGGGCCGCAGCUCCUACAAGGAGAGAUAUCUCUUCCUCUACAGGGAGGACACGGUGUCCGUGGCUAAAAACUACACCUACGACGACGGAUCCGAGCUCGGUGGGACAGACACCUUCAUCAGAGAGCCUUUUGUUGUCAUGUUCUCCUCCAAAUAUACCGCUGUGAAGAACUUUGUCCUGAUCCCUCAGCACACCUCUCCAGACUUCGCAGUGAAGGAAGUGGACGCUCUCUAUGAUGUGGUGACUGAUGUCCGCACUCGCUGGAAGACCAAUGACAUUGUUCUGCUGGGUGACUUCAACGCAGGCUGCAAUUAUGUAUCAGGCUCCGACUGGCAGAAGAUCCGCCUCUUCACAGACAAGAGUUUCCUCUGGCUGAUCACCGAUGAGGCUGACACCACGGUGUCACACACUAACUGCCCUUACGACAGGAUCGUGGUCACUACUGACAUGAUGAAGGGAGUGGUGCAGAGGAGUGCUGGGGUGUACGACUACAUGAUGGACCUGAAUCUCAGCCACCAGCUGGCAUUAGCCGUCAGUGACCAUUUCCCUGUGGAGGUGAAGCUGGUUAGGCAACCGUCCCGCAGGUCUCCGGCCUGAAUCAACAUGAUGAUUAUUCAGUGAAGGAACUCUCGCCGACCAAAUCAAAAAUAAACAAAUUUGCCAAAUUAUA
Seriola aureovittata is the source of this 1044-nucleotide messenger RNA. RefSeq names its product deoxyribonuclease I (gene dnase1). Gene Ontology annotation, biological process: DNA catabolic process. The transcript has 9 exons. The record is from RefSeq and is a predicted model, not a curated record. Bases 105 to 971 code for a protein of 288 amino acids. Gene Ontology annotation, molecular function: DNA nuclease activity. Gene Ontology annotation, cellular component: nucleus. Lineage: Eukaryota; Metazoa; Chordata; Actinopteri; Carangiformes; Carangidae.